CUCCUCCCACCCCUGUGACUUUGUUGAGUUUUAGUUCCUUUCCUGGUUGAAACAGAACAGUUCAUCGAGGCAGGUGGAUAGCUACGAAACUAGGGGACAGGCACCUUGGGCCGAAGAUGGGAAAGAGCUGCAAAGUGGUUGUGUGCGGGCAAGCAUCUGUGGGGAAGACGUCCAUACUGGAGCAGCUCCUAUACGGGAACCAUGUGGUUGGUUCAGAGAUGACUGAGACCCAGGAAGACAUCUACGUGGGCUCGAUCGAGACUGACCGAGGGGUACGGGAACAAGUGCGCUUCUAUGACACCCGAGGCCUACGGGAUGGGCUGGAGUUGCCCAAACACUGCUUCUCCUGCACUGAUGGCUAUGUCCUGGUUUACAGUGUUGACAGCAAAGAGUCCUUCAAGAGGGCAGAGAUGCUCAAAAAGGAGAUUGACAAGAGCAAGGAUAAGAAGGAGGUCACCAUUGUGAUCUUGGGAAACAAGUGCGAUUUGCAGGAACUGCGUCGCGUGGACCACGAUGUGGCGCAGCACUGGGCCAAGGCAGAAAAGGUCAAGCUGUGGGAAGUCUCAGUGGCUGAUCGCCGGACCCUCAUUGAACCUUUUGUCUACCUGGCCAGCAAGAUGACUCAACCUCAGAGCAAAUCUGCUUUCCCACUCAGCCGUAAGAACAAAAGCAGUGGUUCUGUGGAUGGGUGAACCUUGGGGACUGUCCUUUGUACAGAUGCAUGUGUACAGAUCUUCCUUGCCGUGAUAUGAAGAGCUUCGGGCAGCAGAUUCCAGAUGCAGAACCAUCUUCUUUCUUCCAAUCUCCACUUUGUAAAAAGUCUAGAGCCGGGGAAAUAACUUUGACUUCCAAAACAUAUAUAACCAACAGUGUGUUUAUGUGUGUGUGCAAGUCUACCACCGGGUGACAUUAUACCCCUGGAGAUCCACUGCUAAAUCUGAGUAGAUCAGGGGGUCCCCAACCUUUUUGAGUCUAUGGGCCUGUAGAAUUCUGGCAUAACCACAAAACUGACUGCUGGCCACAGGAGGCGGAGCCUGCCACAGAAUGGCUGCCACAGCUUACCUUCAGUUACCUAGUGAAAUUCCUUGUGGUGUGUUUUGUGAUCAAAAGACUGGCUGAAUUACAUGAUGGUUGAAUUUUUAACGUGUUUCUUCUGUCAUCCUUUAAUUUUUACUUGUUGGGGAACCCCUCCCCAGACUCUACCCCAAAAUCUCCAGGUGUUUCUUGACGUGGAGUUCUAUUCCUCUUGGUCAAAGCAGUGGAAAGGUUAUGUUACUCAGCCCAGCAUGACUCCUCGGAUGGGGAAUCAAGACGUGGGAGGUUGUGCAGAUUGAGUCCCAGAGUUCUUGGAAAUGCCUGCAGACUCAGAUCCUGAGCCUCUAGUAGUCCCUGUAGGACCAGGUCCAGGGGCUCAGACACAGACUUACAGCCAUAGCUAGACUUAAACCCUGGACCCCCCCAGCCUCCUUACCCCAAGCCAGGUACAGGAGGUUCAGUGUCCGCUCACUCCCAAUCUCCAGACCCCUGUGAGCUAAGAUGGAAAAAGCUGCAUGCCUGUUUACAGGAAAGGAGAUGGAGAAGUAAAUUAGCAGCAGUGGGGCAAGCCGGUCUCAAUGAGAAGUGUUCUCAGGAGCCAUAUUGAGGCAACCCAGCUGUAUGGGAUUUACCCUGGUGGGUGGAGUAUUUGCCAUAUAAGAGCCUGGAAAGCAAGCUGUGCUGCAGCAGCAACUUUGUGUUUUGACUCAGAGGCCACUGCUCUUGUUUUUGUAGCUUAAUCUCUGUUUUGACCUUUGUUUGUCUGCCUGACGUGGCUUUGCUUACGCCUCGCUGUAUUUGGUGCUGUGAUAUCCUAAUGUGCAUUAAACUGCUGGAUUGGCUGUGAA
Sphaerodactylus townsendi is the source of this 1883-nucleotide messenger RNA. It is a transcript of the gene NKIRAS2, whose product is annotated as NFKB inhibitor interacting Ras like 2. Lineage: Eukaryota; Metazoa; Chordata; Lepidosauria; Squamata; Sphaerodactylidae. The record is from RefSeq and is a predicted model, not a curated record. Gene Ontology annotation, biological process: canonical NF-kappaB signal transduction. Bases 117 to 692 code for a protein of 191 amino acids. The transcript is spliced from 4 exons. Gene Ontology annotation, molecular function: GTPase activity; GTP binding.